UCUCCCUCCACCCGGGACCUGUGACCAUGUCGAUGCUCCUGCGUUACGCGGCGGGUGCCACCAAGCCCUCUGUGGCGGUGCGCGCCUGCACUGGUGCCGUUCGCCACUAUGGUGGCCUCGCGGACGACGACCGUGUUUUCCAGAACCUGUACGGUCGCCACGACUGGGGCCUCAAGGGUGCUCUCAAGCGCGGUACCUGGUACAAGACAAAGAACAUUGUUGAAGCUGGCUCCGACUUUAUUCUGGACGAGGUCAAGAAGUCAGGUCUCCGUGGUCGUGGCGGUGCUGGUUUCCCCUCAGGCCUCAAGUGGUCUUUCAUGAACAAGCCCAGCGACGGCAGGCCAAAGUAUCUCGUUGUCAAUGCAGAUGAGGGCGAGCCCGGUACCUGCAAGGAUCGUGAGAUUAUGCGUCACGACCCCCACACGCUGCUGGAGGGCUGCCUGGUGGCCGGUCGUGCCAUGGGCGCCCAAGCCGCCUACAUUUACAUUCGUGGCGAGUUUUUCCAGGAGGCAUCCAACCUUCAGGUUGCCAUCAAUGAAGCUUAUGACAAGGGUCUCAUUGGCAAGAACGCUUGCGGUUCAGGCUAUGACUUUGACAUCUUCCUUUUCCGCGGCGCCGGUGCUUACAUUUGCGGCGAGGAGACGGCCUUGAUCGAGUCGAUCGAGGGCAAGACGGGCAAGCCCCGCCUCAAACCUCCAUUCCCGGCUGAUGUCGGUCUCUUUGGUUGCCCCACCACUGUCGCCAACGUCGAGACUGUGGCCGUGGCCCCCACCAUCUGCCGUCGCGGUGGCGAUUGGUUCGCCAGCUUUGGUCGUGAGCGCAACAGCGGUACCAAGCUCUUUGCCAUCUCGGGUAAUGUCAACAAGCCCUGCGUCGUCGAGGAGGAGAUGUCCAUCUCCCUGCGCGAGCUUUUGGAGAAGCACUGCGGCGGUGUGACUGGUGGUUGGGACAACCUGCUGGGUGUCAUUCCCGGUGGCUCUUCCGUCCCCGUCCUGCCCAAGCACAUUUGCGAUGAUGUCAUGAUGGAUUUCGAUGCCCUUGUCGCUGAGAAGUCGGGUCUCGGUACUGCCGCUGUCAUUGUCAUGGACAAGAGCCAGGACAUUAUCGACUGCAUUGCUCGUCUUUCGGAUUUCUACGUGCACGAGUCGUGUGGCCAGUGCACACCUUGCCGUGAGGGCACAACUUGGUUGUCCAAGGUGAUGCGCCGCUUUGUGAGUGGCGACGCCGAUAAGGAGGAGAUUGACAUGCUGUACGAGCUGACGCGCCAGAUUGAGGGUCACACCAUCUGUGCCCUUGGCGAUGCCGCCGCCUGGCCCGUGCAAGGCCUGAUUCGCCACUUCCGCCCAGAGAUUGAGGCCCGCAUUGACGCCUACAACCAGAACAAGGCAGCCGCCAUUCUGGAUGCAGCCACCAACUAGAGCGGCACCUACCUCUUUCUGGCAUUGAGCCUUGAACGUUGGCAUGCCCAUGCUGCGCUCACGAACGGGCAAUGUCGCCCUCGUCAAAACAGCAGCUGGGUCAAGGCGAGCUCUAUAACGUGUUUCCUUUUUUUCUUUGCGGGCCCGUGCCUUUGCUCGACCUUGCAUCUUAUGGACGCUCCUCUUUCCUCGGCUCUGUGCACAUCACACCUUACUUUUUCUAAUGUGGCCGCUUGACCCUGUACUUGAUCCUUUGUUCCUUUCCUCCUUUUUGUUUGCUUGCAUCGUUGCCACUGCGUGCCUCGAUACCUUCCCGAGCUUUUGUCCCAGCUGCGGCAGAGUGUAAUGAUGUUGUGUUUGCCUCUGCUCAUUUUGUGUAUGGUGUUAUCUCGUGUGGGUGGGCACCUGCCCCAAUGCUCUCCUUGGGUUGGAUGAAGGGGAGCAGUCGCCUUAGCUACUUGUUCUUGUUCCUUCUUGGUCUCUCCCCCCACGCUGGUGCGUUGGACAGAGCAGUGCCUUUUACACAUGAAGUGAUCGACAACAAUUUACCAACAAUUCCG
This is a messenger RNA of Monosiga brevicollis MX1, 1978 nucleotides long. RefSeq lists its product as uncharacterized. The transcript has 5 exons. Lineage: Eukaryota; Choanoflagellata; Craspedida; Salpingoecidae. The record is from RefSeq and is a predicted model, not a curated record. Gene Ontology annotation, biological process: mitochondrial electron transport, NADH to ubiquinone. Bases 27 to 1418 code for a protein of 463 amino acids. Gene Ontology annotation, molecular function: FMN binding; 4 iron, 4 sulfur cluster binding; NAD binding.